UUGAACCCUAUAUUUACAUUAGAGAGAGAGUUGUAUAUUAAUAGAAAAAAUUAUUGUCAAAUCUAUAAAAGAAGCUACCGUGAAGAUGGAUUUUUUUCAAACACGCACUGGAAAAAUUUUGGCAAUGACUGAAAAAAGUGCAGGGUUUUGGCCUUAUCAACACAAGCUGAUCAACUACCCUCUGCGCUCCAUUCUUUUCUUUUUCCUUGUAACAUCUACAAUCACGUCGAUUGCCGCAAUAAUAAAUAGAGAAGGGGUAGAUCCUUUAGUUAUAAUUGAAACCGGACUUUCCAUGAUGAUAAAAACCUCUGUACUUACGAAAUUGAUAAUGGCUUGUCUAUAUCAAACUUAUAGACAAAAUUGUUAUGAAAAAAUGGUUCAACAUUUUAAAGAAAUUACUGAUCAAAGUGAAUUAAAAGUAUUGAUCAGUUUUAGUGAUCGUGGGUUACGUUAUGCAGUUGUUUAUUUAGCUGCAACAGCCUUAUGUGGAGGAGUUUACUUAACUUUACCGAUACAAAUAAUGUGUUUUGAUUAUUUUUUGAAUCCUAACACCACAGAACUUGAGAAAAUACUACCCGUUCAUGUAGAGUAUUUUGUGGAUUAUAAGAAAUAUUAUAAUUAUAUAAUAUUCCAUAUUUUAUGUUACAUGACUUCAGUUUUUGUUGUCAUUAUUCCAUAUGAUCUAGCGUAUAUAUUGGAAAUACGGCACAUCGCCGCUUUGUUCACAAUCAUAAAAAUGCGAUUAAAACGAAGUUCGGCCACGUUAGAUGUAUAUGAAAAAUCAAAAUAUGUGUCUGCGAGUCUCGAUAAUGAAGUAAACGCAGUUAUAUCAGAGGCUAUUAUACUGCACAAUGAAGCUUUUGAGAUGAUUAAUUUAAUCGAAGAUACUAAUAACGUUGGUAUGGUCGGAAUACUUUUUCAGAACAUGAUUCUUUUUGGUGCCUGUCCAUUUUUACUCUCAGUUCACUUAAACAGACCAAUGGAAUUUAGUAGAUACACUCUGAUGUAUAUUUUAAUAUCGCUCCAUUUCUGGGUGAUUUUUACUCAUGGACAGAUGAUUAUUGAUUGCAGUUCGUCUAUAUUUGAUACUUGUUAUGAAUUCCAGUGGUAUUAUUUAACUAAAAAAUCAUCCAAAUUAAUAUACAUCAUGAUGACACGAACUGUUCUACCAUCUGAAGUUACCGGUGGAAAAUUAUUUAUUUUAUCAAUGGAAACGUACGGUCAGAUGGUAAAGACAGGCCUUUCCCUCUUUACAAUAUUUAAGUCUUUAGGCAUAUAAAAAAAUAUCAAUCGUAGUCAUGGAAAAUUAGAUUGAAAGUUUCUUACUGACUGCAAAGAAAUUCCUCAGUUUUCAAGUUUUUUAUUUUGCAUCGAGAAAUUUUAUAUAGUAUUUUUUUCAAAUUAUAGCUUUAGUCGCACAAGUUUACUACAAGUAGAUUAAUAAUGAUAAUUUUA
Phymastichus coffea is the source of this 1455-nucleotide messenger RNA. RefSeq lists its product as uncharacterized. The record is from RefSeq and is a predicted model, not a curated record. Gene Ontology annotation, biological process: sensory perception of smell; detection of chemical stimulus involved in sensory perception of smell. The transcript has 9 exons. Gene Ontology annotation, cellular component: plasma membrane. Gene Ontology annotation, molecular function: olfactory receptor activity; odorant binding. NCBI's taxonomy places the organism in Eukaryota, Metazoa, Arthropoda, Insecta, Hymenoptera, Eulophidae. The coding region runs from base 86 to 1279 and encodes 397 amino acids.